Molecule: messenger RNA, 398 nt
Organism: Aaosphaeria arxii CBS 175.79
Lineage: Eukaryota; Fungi; Ascomycota; Dothideomycetes; Pleosporales
Exons: 1
Coding region: 90-293 (67 amino acids)
Source: RefSeq, a predicted model, not a curated record
CACUGUACAUGCACUUGAUGGGAUAAUUCCGAAUAUCUAUCAAAUAUCAAAAUACAAUUGGGACUUCCUUUACAUAAGAUAACUCCAAGAUGCUGAACAAAGAUUACUUUCCAAAUGUGACUUCAGUGCCUCUUAUGAGACCUCUUCCAUAUACUUUCCCGGUGCCAUUCAUCCAUGGCCCAAUUCUGAUGCUAUGGCUCUCCGCGCAUCAUUUCGGGACACGGUCCCUGACCCUGAACGGGCAGAUGCUCGUACCGUUUUGUCUUCUUUACAAUAGAUUGUACAUGAACUAGAAUGAGACGUGUCUCUCAGCCGCUUGCGCGGGUGUUGAGAAUGAGGGCUACGAUGAGACUAGAUCUUGUCAACGGCGACAUCCGAGCGUGGAAUUGAACGUCUUC